CGGCGUUAGUGACGAUUUUAGCCACGCGCUAAAAGAUCCAUGUAGCCCAAGCAUGUAGCACUGUAGAUAUUAUAGAGUUGACAUAAUGCCAAAAAAAUGCUUAUUGCUUGUUGAACGAUAUAAUCUGUGGGGCGAAGUAAAGUGUGGUAAAGUGCACUUUUGUUUCUGGUCGGUGGUAAAGUGUAAACACUCAACAUGGAUGAUUUCUCAUCUCACCCGUUCGGUUUUUUGUUAGAAAUGGAUUAUAAUGCUUAAAUGAAGAAGAAAAUAAAUAUCUUUAAUUUGUUAAAAUGUCGUCCGAAAGGGUGGAAUGGGUGGAGAUAAUAGAACCGAAGACAAAGGAACAUAUGUAUGCUAACCUAACAACUGGUGAAUGUGUUUGGGAUCCUCCUGAGGGUGUAAAAGUAAAGCGCACUGAUUCAUCUCAAUGGUGGGAGUUGUUUGACAUCAACACACAUAGAUUUUAUUACUACAAUGCAUCUACACAGACCACUGUUUGGCACAGGCCUACAGAUUGUGAUAUCAUCCCUUUGGCCAAAUUGCAGACUUUAAAACAAAACACAGAUCCACAAAAAAGGCGAGAAACAUCCACACAAACUAACCAAGCAGCACCACAGGUCCCUUGUAUGCUUGAGCCAAUCAGUAGCAAUGGUAAUACUACCACAGCAAGUGUCAGUAAGCUUUCACCAAACAACACUAAGAAUGUUACCAUAACACAAACUAGUCCUGUUCGCACAAGGAGGGGUCAUUAUCAUCACAGUGGUGUGAACUGCAGGAACAGCGGCGAGAGCCGGCGCGGGCGCCUGAGCGAGGACGGCACGACUGCGCUGUGUCGCCACACGGACUCGGGCCGCUCCUCCGACAGUAGCAUUAGCAGCGCGCAGCAGCGACGAAAGCAGGAGCUGAGCGCGGCGGCGUGCGGCGCGGGUGUGGUCACGCCGCAGCUGCGCAAGCGAGGCGUCGUGCAGCCCGCGCCGCCCCACGAGCCCGACAAGUGGUCCCCGCACUCUGGUCUGAACCGCAGCGGUAGUUUCAUAUCGCCUCGGAAGGAUGCCUCGGACGAUUCCAUGCACGAAAAGUAUUUCAAGUCCGUCGAAAGUACGCCGUUAACGAGACGUAAGUUAAAACAGCAGUCGGCCGGAGGUUCGUCUUGUGAUUCUGCAUCGCCACAAAGUCCGAGUAGUCCUUUGCAAAAGCCGCAACCAACGCCUUUUUUACAGGCGAGUGCGGCGCGGCCUUCCCUCGUGUCGUCGAUAUCGCUGGCGGCGGACGGGGCGCGCGCUCUGCACUCGCUGGAGCGACCGCAUCACCUCUCCCGGCACUCCCGAGAGAGAUUCUCAGACAGGCAUCUAGAUAAAGAGCGGUUAGCAGAGUUGGAACGGAUGGAGCGGUACCCGGAGAAACAGGCCGUGUACAGCGUAGACAAGCCUUUCCGUCAAACGAGUCUCGACCUGCGACAUAAUGCCUCCAGCUGGCAUCCCCCCAGGGAGUUUACUAGACGCCAGCAGGCCGAGCCGGAGCGGUACACGUCGAGCAAAACAUCGGUGUCGUCCGGUAGCAGCAGCAAACACCGCACGCCGCCGCACGAGCCGCCACACAACUUCAUGCGGCUCUCCUCCGCCAACGAGCAAGACAACGUCGCCGCUGUAAACUACAAGCUGAAAUGCGUCAAUCUGGAACCGGCUCUGACGGAACCCAAUGUGCAGAAGCACAAUCAACGCCUUGAAAGAACCACGGCUCCGCGAGAUCGUACGAAAUCACGACGGCAUAAAAGACCUGUGGAAGACGAGCCACUGCAGGACGGCGAGGAAGAAGAUGAGGACGGGGGCGGCUCCCCGCUCUACUGCAACUGGGAUCUGCGCGGCAUGCAGCAUCUGCUGCCGUUGCAGGACUACAUCAUACAGCAGGCUAAGUUGUCCAGUAGGGGGCGAUAUACCGGUGGAUCUGAUUCGGAUGGCGAAUCUGGCACAUCGCGGUCGCGUUCCGGUUCCGAAUCCCGCUCGUUGUCCGGACACGAACCCGACAAUGAGUCGUCCGACGGUGGCGCCCGGACACCGGACGAUGACGACGGCUCCGGCGUAUAUUUACCGCAUACGUACGCGCACAGGCCGCAGGACGUGGAAUAUAUGAACCAUGGAGUUUCCUAUUAUAAUACAUUUGUCGGAUUCGAGCGUGAUCGACAGCCUUCCCCGGGUAUACACAGGACGUCAUCGCUAGGCGGCGGGCCGGGCGCGGCGGGCGAGGCUCCGGGCGCGCGCGCGGACGCUCUGUACAGCCCCGUGCGCGCGCACGCGCCCUCCGCGCACGCGCAUCCGCACUCGCACCCGCCGCCCGAGCAGGACAUCGAGAUCUUCGCCAAGGACCACCUCAACUUCAACAAGGGCAUCUUUAGGAGAAAAGCAUCGGUGAGAGACAUGCUGUCGUGGACAUCAUCUUCCAUCAGCGCGCCGAUGGUGGGCGCGGACUGGGACAAGGCGCACAAGAAGGCAGCCAUCGACCUGUUCCGCCUCGUGCAGAUCUACAUGGGCGACCGCAAGGCCCGGCCCGGGAUGACGCUCAACUCCGUCGCGCAGGACAUCCUGCAUGCCACCUUCACCAAUGAGAAAUUACGAGACGAACUGUAUGUUCAGCUGUGUAGACAAACAACGGAAAAUCCUUUGCGGGAUUCCCUUCUUCGAGGGUGGGAGUUACUAGCAGUGUGCCUUGCCUUCGUCCCGCCGUCGCCCGCCUUCCAGCCCGCGCUGACCAAUUACGUGAAUCGACAUCGAGACCCUGCCUUUGCUGAUUGCUUCCCCGAGGUUGGAAAAUGGCCGAUUCACGUCCAAGUGUCACAUUAUGCGAGCGUAGCAUGUAAACGACUGGAAAGAAUAGGAUUCGGUGGAAAAAAGCCGACCCGCAAACCUAGUACUGAAGAUAUUGACCAAGCAAGAAUUCAAAUAUUCCGUCAGUCGAUGUUCGGCAACACACUAUCAGAGGUAAUGGCGCUUCAGCGCGAACGCUUUCCGGCGCGGCAGCUCCCCUGGGUGCAGACUGCGCUUUCGCAACAAGUGUUGGCGCUGAACGGCCGGGAAACUGAGGGCAUAUUCCGCGUUUCCGCCGACGUGGACGAAGUCAACGCGCUCAAGGCCAAGAUCGACAACUGGGAACUGCCCGACGCUUCUAUGUUAACAGAUGCUCACGCGCCCGCAAGCCUGCUCAAGCUGUGGUACCGCGAGCUGUACGAGCCACUGAUCCCGGACGCACUGUACGGCGCGUGCGUGGCGGCCGGCUGUGACUUCGCCGCCUGCACGCGCGCGCUUCAGCGGCUGCCGGCGCUGAAUCGACUAGUACUUACAUAUUUAAUAAGUUUUCUACAACAAUUCAGCGCACCAGAAGUGGUAAGUCAAACCAAAAUGGAUUCCGCUAACCUAGCAAUGGUUUUCGCCCCCAACUGCCUUCGCUGCACGUCGCAAGACCCUCGGGUCAUACUCGAGAACGCGCGCAAAGAAAUGACCUUCAUGAAAACUCUCAUCACCAACCUUGAUACAUCUCAUGUGCAUGAUCUGCUGUGACCGUUGAAUCUCAAUUAUUGUAACAACAAUUUCUAGCGAAUGUUUAUUAGAUUACCUUAUUCUCUUAAUUAUAGCAAUCUGAUGCAAGCCUUUAGUGCAAAUAGAGUUUAAGGCGAUGACCCUUUUCCUGGAUAUCAUUAUUAUAACUUUAUAAUAUGUAUACUAUUACUAUAAUAUCAACGCGUGCGCAAUUUGCGUUUCGAUUACGCGCGACGUACUCGUAGUUCCACUGUCUGGUUUACAGUCAAUUUAUUCUAUUUGGAGUAUAUUUGACAUUCUUGUAUAUUUUUUGUAUUUUUGUACGCUAUAUAUAAAUAAUUUUAUUUGGUUGUAUCCAAAGAUAUUUAAUGAGAUGUGAUUUUAAAAUAUAUUUAGACUUGAGCUUUACAAAAGUGAAUGUGCAAUGUGUUCCGUGCUGAGUUGAUAUGGAAACGAUUGCGUGUUUGUUAUUAUUAGUAACUAUUAUUAUUUGCGUAUAAUAAGUGCGGAAUAUUAAGUUAAGUUUAUAUUUUUAUAAGUUAUCUUUUAAGUAUACUUUUACGUGCGUGAAUGCGUGCAGUCAAACAAAACACAAUGAGAUGAAUUAAAACUUUUAGAAUUGUAGCUUUAUCAAGAAACAUCACAAAAACAUAAAUGCUUAGUAAAUUAUUGCAUUUAAAGCUUUAGGAAUAUUUAAGAUUUUUCUGGUUGUACCCAGUGUCUUUAUUGGACUGAAGCUGUUGUCUAUUAAAACUUUAUUAUUUUCCAUUGGCAAUUAAUUAAGAUGUUACUACUUACUAUCAAACCAGUUGUGUCUAAUAUAAAUCAUGAUUAAUGAAGGCAUCGCUUUACUUAGUUUUAAUAAUAUGCUGAAUCUGAAUAAUGUGACCGGCGAGCUCCGUAGCGAGACGAAGAUCGAGAAGGUGAGCAGAAUGAAAAUGGCGACGAAGCUGUAGCCCCAUUCAUAAAACGGUCAGUCAGUUAAAAGUUAAUAACUUGCGGCAGGAUAUUUCUUUUUAUUAAAUGAACACUAGCAUACUAGGCACUUUCAUCAAAAAUUAUACCUUAUCAGUUGCAUUAAGGAACCAAUUUUAAAAACUAAUGAUUUUACUUAUGGCUGAAUAAUUUCUUAAAUCAAACGAACGUUUGUGGUUUUCUAGAUACUUUAUAUUACUUAAAUUUUCUUUAUGUCUAGCUUUUUUGUAUAAUAUCGUGUAGUCAUAUUUCCGUAUACUUCUCAGAUCAAUAACAAUUUUUUAUUGAUUCGUAAAAAACAUUGUGAUUACUUAUUAAUUUAAUCUAUUUAUCAUGAUUAUAAUAUAUUUUUUUUUGAUUGAUUAGCUAGAAAUUACACUUUAUAUGUAGGGGCAAAUAAGAAGUAUUUUUAGAGGCUAAAAUUGACACAAAAUCAUUGUGUUAUCUUUAAUAGACAAUAGCUUUUGUCAUUGGGCUCCACAAUAGCAUUAGCAUUUAUCUAGCCUAUGUAGUAAAAACACCAAAAUAAUAUUGGCAUUUUACUUUGAAAGAACCAAAGUUAUCAAUUCAUACAUCACAUAUUAUUAUGUAAUACAUUAAAAAAAGAACUUUCGACACGUAGUAUGUUUAGAUCCUAAACAUGUUGUGCUAUCAAAAAUAUUAGGUUAAUGUUAAACGAUUACAGUAAAAUAUAAAUAAUUGCGGCUGUUGUAUUUCAUUACUUUAGGCGGCAAUUAAAUAUGUAGUCGAAAGGCAGUUUGAAGUUCAUAGAUUACACCUAAUGUGAGAUCAGAAUAUUUAUGCUAUUAACUUGAAAUUAGUUCAUUUACAAGUGCAUUUAUUAUCAGUAUUUUCACUGUUGGCAGCUAAAUUCUACUAUUUUAGGCUGGGGAAAAAAUAAGAUGUUUAAUCUUUAUAAUUCACAAUUAGACUUCACUUUAAAAGGGAUAAAUAAAUAAAUAUAUAUAUCUAGUAUUUGUCUACUAUACGGUAUAUAGUUAACACAAAUAAUGGUAGGAGUAAUACUAAAGCAGACCAAACCUUUAAUUAAUAUGUUUAUGAUCAAAUUCAAUUUAUAUACUUAACUACCGCCCUUGUUCUAUUAUGUCACAAUAAUUAUUUCUGUGUCACAAUAAUAUAAUUAUUCGAUUAUGGUUACUGUCACAAAAAUGCAUUUAUUUCAAUGAAUCUUAUUUUAUUAUACAUUUUGUUUUUAAUUUUAACUAUAGAAUAAGGUAGGGUUUCGAUUGGCUUGGCUUUGUAAUAGUGCCUCAAAAGUACUAUGUAGAAUAAAAAUCUAAGUUAUAUAAGCAAAAUAUACCAGUAAAAUUAUUACAGUUCUUUAUUUUUAUUGCCUGAAAAUGUGAUACUUUUUUCUAAAAUAUAUCACGAAUACUUUAAAUUAUUAAGUAUAUUCGAAAGUUUAACUAUAAAUACCAUUAUUUAAAAUGCAAAAUACUUAUAGUAACUCAAAAUAUAUGAACGAAGUAGAAUAAAUGAUAAUGAAAUAAAUAUAGUCCUACCUAAAAAAAUAUACCUACAGCUUGAAAUACUUAGGUACUCGCGCUACUAAAUAAAUUAAAUCGUAUAACAUAUGAACUCUUUAGAAAUAUAUUUUUUUUGGCUAAAAGGAUUUAAAAUAAGAAGCUAAUAUUUAUCAGAACAAGUUCAUAAUGAUAUAAGGGCACACAUAUUAAAUAAGUAUUAUUUCUGAUUCCCAAAGUGAAUAUCUAUUACCAUGGCUGUUUAAGAAAUGUAAACAUAUUGAUAUUCUACGUUUCUACUUUCCAUGUAUUUAAAAAAAAAAACUUAACUAGUAGUUUGUAGAAAGCUCUGCGGGAAUAAAGUAGAUAACGAGUAAGGCUAGAACUUUGCAAAUUACGUAUAGUAUUUUAUAAAAUAUAAUAAUUUUUUGAGCAUUAUUAUUUUAAUAUAAUACCUACUUAUAUGUAUUUUCAGUUAUUUUAUUUUAUGACUAUGGCAUUUACUUCUGUUUUAAAACAUUCCAAUCAAGUUGAAAUAAUAAUAUUUUUUAAUCUAUUUGACCGUUUCUAAAUAAAAUGGAAAAAAAAUUGUAGACUUUAGCUACAAUGUUCCUAAAUAUUAAUAUGUUGUGUAGCUAUUACGUCCUAAGAUUACAUCAUACUUUUAACAUCUCAAUUUGAAAUCCUUACUAUUUGACUAAGGUACAAAAUACAAUAUUAUUAAUAUUAGGCUCCAUUGGAACCUGCUAGUAGGUUUUACAUAUUAUUUAUACUACCAUUGAGGCACACAAAAUUCUUAAUUGAUCGCAACACCUGUCGUUAACGGAUUUUUUGACGGAGUCAUCGCGUAACAAACAUACAAAAAAAACACAGUCGAAUUGAGAACCUCCUCCUUUUUUAUAGUCGGAUAAAACAAUAUUUUUUUAAAUAAAAUAAUAUUCGUACAAGAUAAAUACGAAAAAAAAGAGUCAGGUUCAAAUGACCAUAAUAUCUUGAUUCUUGGUCAAUUUAAUCAAAAAAUAUUUCAGCCCAGCAUUUUGGAGGAAAUUUAAUUUACUUUUUUUAUCUUCAGCAAUGCCUAUGACUUUCCAAAAAAAAAAAAAGAUACUGGCGAAACAGCACAAAAACUAAACUGUUUUUGCAUGGUUUUUUUUUAAUAUUUGGAAAAGAUUCUCUAUAAAAAGUUUUAAGUAUAUAAAAAAAUAUUUUAUAUCGAAAUUUUGUAUUGUUUGUUUGAUAUAUUGAAAAAACCAAAAGGGGUGCUCUUUCAGUCCUAUCUUCAAUUUCCACCCUCUAAUAUAAUAACACUCCACGGUUUUUUCUUCUUUUAUAACCCGUUAAACGAUUCCUGCUAUAAAAACCCGUGAACGUCUUAGUUCCUUUCUUCAUAUGACAUAAUUAAUAGCCUACAGUGUGGAUAGAAUAAUUUGGUGGCAUUGUGUUACAUACAAAUAUUAAAAGUUUCUAUAUAAUUAUAUAGAAAGAAGGGAUGAAAAUACAUUGUAUUUCCAAGAUAUAGAUAAGAGAAAUAUUCAAUGAAUUAUUAUAUAUAAAUGAAAUGCAUUAUAAUAAACAUACUUAAUAAAAUUAUGAUACUCUAGUUAUGUGGCAAUAUUAAUACCUAAUUCAAUGUUACCUACCGUAAUUAUUCACUCACGUUGUGCCAUUAAACGCGACAACUGGUCAUUACAUUCGACAAAAUUAUGCUACGUCCAUUCUUAUAGGAACAACUUUUUUUUUUAAUUCACCAAACUAGUGCAGUGUAUAAAUAAAAUAAAAAUGUUUCAUUGAGUGGCGUAGCAAUAUUAUGCAUGGUCAUAUUUUUUAAGGCCGUCAAACAAACCUUUGAUUUUAUUAAUUUACAUGUGAAUAUUUUUGAAUUUUUUACUGAAUCUAAGUUUAACAGAUUCUUGGGUUGUUUUGCAAUUGAUCAUGUUCUUAGAAAUUAUCAUCUUGUAUUGAUUUUUAAGUGUAGACAUUCACCAGCGUAAAGUUACCUAAGACAGCAAUAGCGUAGUUGUAGCCGAUUUUAAAACCUUACCUAUUUAAAACUUAAGGAACAUGGCAUUAUCUUCGCUGUUAAAGUGCGCUUUUUGAAAGUGCUCAUUGCACAUGUUAUGAGUUAUGACCCUUAGCUGCCCUUGAGGCUCAUAAUAUAGGUACUUCGCGUUAUGGAGUUAAAACAUUGGUACUGCAAUAACAUAAUCGCUAAGAAUAAUAUUCAAUUUCAACAUAAAAAAUAAGCGAAUGAGACCUUUUAUUGUGAAUUAAUUAUUAAGAGAUAAUGUCAGAAAACGCUCUCUUAUGUACUAGAAUUGUGAUUGCUAUUAUGAAGAGCACAAUUUUAUUUUGUGUAAGUUUUUAUUCACUUAGUUAUCAAAGUGCACGUUGUAUUGCGAUUAAGUUAUAUUUUUGGUAGCGAGAUUGAGAUAUAUCGUAGUAGGUAUGAAAUAUAUUAUACUAAAGUACUUGUAAUAUCACAAUAUGUAAAGUUGUAUAGUGCUUAUAAAUAAAUGCGAAGAGAGUUUCAACACCUAUAAUAAAUCCUGUGUACAUAAAAUGCCUCCAUUUAUUUGUUAAUCUCGACAAUAUAUAUAAUGCCUAUGAUGUUCUUUAAUGAAGGUUAUCACAAAAUGGACUGUAAAUGUGAACUUUCAAAAGAAAUAAAAUUAAUUAUCCAUUGGAUAAUGGCGAAUACCA
This is a messenger RNA of Maniola jurtina (meadow brown), 8689 nucleotides long. It is a transcript of the gene RhoGAP93B, whose product is annotated as rho GTPase-activating protein 39. Gene Ontology annotation, biological process: signal transduction. Bases 291 to 3551 code for a protein of 1086 amino acids. The transcript has 22 exons. Lineage: Eukaryota; Metazoa; Arthropoda; Insecta; Lepidoptera; Nymphalidae. The record is from RefSeq and is a predicted model, not a curated record. Gene Ontology annotation, cellular component: cytoskeleton; cytoplasm. Gene Ontology annotation, molecular function: protein binding; GTPase activator activity.